This is a messenger RNA of Desarmillaria tabescens, 1477 nucleotides long. RefSeq lists its product as uncharacterized. Gene Ontology annotation, biological process: regulation of DNA-templated transcription. Gene Ontology annotation, molecular function: DNA-binding transcription factor activity. The transcript has 10 exons. Bases 11 to 1330 code for a protein of 439 amino acids. The record is from RefSeq and is a predicted model, not a curated record. NCBI's taxonomy places the organism in Eukaryota, Fungi, Basidiomycota, Agaricomycetes, Agaricales, Physalacriaceae.
ACCUCACUCCAUGCCUGAGUCUGCAGAUCGUAGUGUUUCUCGAGAUGUCGAGGAUUCAGAUAAUGAAUCUCUAGCAGGCUCUACUGCCCCUGGCAAGCCCGGCCGAAAGAAAAAUCCAAACUCGCAAGCAGCUAGACGCGACCAGAACCGUAUUGCCCAACGAGAGUUUCGUCUGCGAAAGCAACAAAGGAUAAGGGAUCUUGAGGCGCGAGUGGAAAUACUUUCCGGAGGCAAAGAUGAAGUCCUUGGUGAAAUGCGAAAUAUCCUUAAGGACUUGAUGGCAGAGAACCAGACUCUUCGCGGUCUGCUGCGAAGCCUUUCGGGAUUCAUCGGCGAGGGUGCAGGAGGGCUUCUUCCCAAGCUAGGAUGGGAGAUGUCAGACUUCAACAACUUUAUCAAUAGGACCGAGACCGAUACUGCCUGGGAAGGCUACCAGAGACGCAAGAAGAAUAAUGCAGAAGCGGCGCAGUCGUCUACAGGUGCACAGAAGCGUGGCGCCGAAGAGGACCUUAAUGCGCAUUCCAAGAAGGCGAGAGGCGAAGACACCAUCCCAAGCCCUUAUAUGAUGAUGUCGAUGAACCAGUCGCCCAUGAAUCCCGGUUCCGUGUUCCCGGCUUCCAGACCUUCCCCCCAAGGAGGUGAUCUUUUUUCAGAUAUGAUGCGCCACAACAACGAAUCUUCUCUCCUGAUGCAACCAACGAGCGCUAACGCCAAUACGCCUCCCCAGUACAAUGGUGGUCCUGGAUCGAACGUCUACCAACCUUAUGUUCCCAACGUCCAUAUGAAUAUCGAUUCUUCGCUGACGUCUAUGCCUUUCACUCCUCCCUCAACCACUUCUUCUGCUAUGACGCCCGUAACACAACCGAAGCAGACCACUCAUAUUUCAAACGACACCAUCGAAGAUGAAGAUGACCCUAACAAAAACGAAGCUUAUAAGCUUAUUCAUUAUCACCUGGACAACUACAAGAGAAAUAGCGCCUAUUGUCUGCCAUCUUCCCUGAGACCGACUUUGGUACAGAGGACUGUUCCACAUGAGAGCGUCAUUGACCGAAUUCUGCAUCCUGAGUUACGCGACCGCAUGAUUUUGUUACGAGGACGUUUUGAUCUUGUUGAUUGUCUCCUUGAAUACCGGAAUGCGGUUACUAUCCAUGGUGACGACGUCUUAGCACACAGCAACUGGGAAAUUAAUGAGAAGUGGCUUAGGCAAUAUGGGUUCCUUGUCGAACAGGCUACUCUCAACAUUAUGAACCGCUGGAGAAGGGAAAGAGGGGAGCCAGAUUUACGUCUUGCCGAUAUCGCGAGUUCAGAGAAUACUCCGGGGUCCACAUGAAGUCGUUGUUUUGUUUGUAUCUUAUUCGAAGUUAGAAUGUUUCUUAGAUUAUGAUCAUGUGCAGCUCUGUACCAUUGUUAAUAGCGUUCGCCCUACCGAUUGUUUUAGUACUCGAUAACCAAAUAAAACUGUAUCCAUACCUGAGCG